CCGCUCUCCUCUCCUGCCUGAUACUACUACUCCAGUCGCAAGCGCCCGCGGAGGCGGGCGCAGCGCCGCCUCCUCCUGCCCACUGUGCGAAGGUGACGGAGGCGAUGUUGACCUGCAUGACCCACCUGGCGGCGGCGGCGUCCGGGGACGCCUCUUCCCCACAGCCCCUCCUCGUUGACGAUUGCUGCGCGGCAUUCUCCGCUGAGAUCGGAGGCGAAAACGCCUCUUGUCUCUGCCAACUGAUGCUCGAGAGCGCGGUUGCCGGAUCUCCCAUCAGCGCCUCCCGCCUCCUCUUUCUCGCCUCCUCCUGCUGGAAAUCGGCCAACGCCCCCGAUGCCUCUCCCUUCGACCAGAUCUGCCGAGAUUAUGCCAUCAGCAGUCCAAGUAAUUUCCGUCCUUGACGUCAGGCGUAGUUACUUGGAACGACCCCGAGUGGAGACACGACUAACGUUUGGUAAGGUCUCUUCCUUUCUUGUUGCAGGCACUGAUGUUGUUGCCACCACUGUCACAGCCACCACGUUGCCUCCACCGCCCGUUCCUCGAAACGGGAGUGGUGGCCUUCGCCAUCCAGUUGCAACAGGCACUCCACCCGCCAAUGCGGUCCGGCCGCCGCUUCCGCCUCCAAGGCGACCAGUUGCAGGACCUCCUCUUCCUGCCACCGUGGUCCCCUCGCCGCCACUGCCGCCAGCACUGGUGUUGUCCACCCCGCCAAUCCCCAGAGCGCCACCCACGCCACCAUUAGAGCAAAGCAAUAGCAAUGGCACAAAGGUGCUGAUCAUCGCUCAAUCCUUCUUAUUCCUGCUCUUACUCCACCUUCUUAUCAUCUAAUCUGAUUGGUAGCUAUAGCGGGGCCAACCCACGGUUAUGAGACAAUUAGUAGUGACGUAGUCACAAAGGAUACUGUUCCCUGUAGGUCGAGCAGUCUUGCUUGCUUGAUCCCGUCGGCUGUUGUCGCACAAUAUUAGACUGCAUGAGGUUGCAA
Molecule: messenger RNA, 982 nt
Organism: Musa acuminata AAA Group (dessert banana)
Lineage: Eukaryota; Viridiplantae; Streptophyta; Magnoliopsida; Zingiberales; Musaceae
Product: formin-like protein 13
Exons: 4
Coding region: 334-828 (164 amino acids)
Source: RefSeq, a predicted model, not a curated record